GUAUGACAAAAUGGCUCCAUAGCGCCCCCUACAAAAUUUUAAAAAGUGGUAUUAGGCCAACUCGGAGGGAAUUUGGCCGAGAGCUAAAAAAUUUGGGAGGCAUAUGCAGCACAUCAGGAAACACAAAAAAGUCAAUCACAGCCAUGCUCUACACCCAACAGGAAGUGCGCCAUCAUGUGUUAACUGUACAAAAUCUAUGAUGAACUCCUCCUAGGGGAAAAGUCUGAGCGAUCUGAAAUUUUGCCAGUACAUACAGCAGACCUUCCUGAGAAAAAGUUAUCAAAAUCUUCCUCCAUAGUUAAAGGGUGUGGUCGUGGCGGCCUGUCGAAAUUUGAUCCUUCGCCAUGAAACAGGAAAUGCUGUCUAACUCUCCUGAACAUGCUCCGAUCUGAAUGAAACUUUACAUGUAUGAUCACAGACCUGCCUCGAUGACAUCCAUACAGCAAGAUUCAUUCACAGUCACAGCGCCACCUUGUGGUAUCAAGAAUUUGACAUUUUUUACACUUUCAUGUACUAUUCUUAGCCUGUUGCUCAGAUUCACCUCAGAUGUUGUGACAUAAGCCUGAACACAUUGAUGAUGAAGCACAGAAAAAAUGGUGACGUGUGAUGAAAAGGCGUGUCUGUGGCGGGACGGCAAACUUUCAUGUUUCGCCAUGAAAAUUGAAGUGUUCAUAUCUCAGCUGCAAAGGAUCCUAUCUGCCCCAAACUUCAUGUGCUGGACACCAGAACCAGUUUGAGGACAUCCACACUGAAAAAUUUAGAAAAAGUCAUAGCGCCACCUCUUGGUAACAAGCAGUUUAGAAAUUACAUUUGCACACAUCAUUGCUCCAAACUUUGUCAUAUCAUUCUGAAAAUUGGUCAGCUGAUUCUUCACCCCCAGACAAUACCACAGUGUGAAGAUUUUGAUUUUUGAUGAAAUGCUGUUGCCGUGGCAACGCGUUGUUUUUGUGACAAACAAAGUACUUUUUGACAGGCUUAGAAUGUUCAACAGCUCACCAAAAUUUACACACACAUCACAGUCGUCUCAAGGAAUAACACUGUAUGCAUCUCUGCAGGGCAUGUGCUAUAGCGCCCCCUGCAGUAUGUUUAAUAAACAGCCCCGGCAGCAUGUUUGACCUGCAUCCACAAAAUUUGGGAGGCCUAUAGAGCACACCAGGACACACAAAAAAGCCUCUUGGAGCCAUCCCCUAAACUCAACAGGAAGUCCGCCAUUUUGAAUUAAGUGGAUAAAAUUUCUGUAUUUUUUUCAUUUUUGAGAGCGAACUCCUCCUCGGGGUUAAGGUCUAGAGAGCUGAAAUUUUGCCAGGAUAUACAACACGAUGUUAUGAUCAAAAGUUAUCAAAGGCUUCUUGCAGAGUCAAAGGGUGUGGACAUGGCGACCUCCAGAAUUUUGAUGGUUCGCCAUGAAACAUCAAGUGCUACCUAACUAUCCUCUGCAUGCUCCAAUCUACCUCAGACCUCACAUGCUUAAACACAGUCCUGUCCUGAUCACAUUUACAGGCCAAAAUACAUUCACAGCAUGUACCAUCGCGCCCCCUACAGCAUUUAAAAAAUAGCCUCCACACAGACUUUCACCUGGGACUAUGAAAUUUGGCAUGCAAAUGUAGCAUGUCAGUGCAAACAGAAAAGUCUCUUGGAGUCAUUCUCUAAACCCAACAGAAAGUCGGCCAUUUUUAAUUAAAUGUCAGAUUUUUGGUGUUUUUGGUCAUUUUCAACAAUUCAUUUCUCACAGGCAAUAACUCCAAAACAUCUGAAUUUGGGAAAAUAUAUAAGACACGUCUUCAGGUUGCAUAUUUGCGAAAAUUGUUCAUAAAACUCAAAGGGCGUGGCCAUGGCGGGCAGCUGAAGUUUAAUGUUACGCCAUGAAGCAGGACGUCUUGUGUAAAUCCCCUGUACACGCUGCAAUCCGCCUCAAACUUUACAUGUUUGAUCAGAGUCCAGUCCUGAUGAGUUUCAUAGACCAACAUACAGUCACAGAGAUAGCGCCACCUGGUGGAUGGACACAAAGUGCUGCAUAAAUAGCCUGUACAUGCUCAAAUCUGCCUGAAAUUUGACCUGUGUGCUCAGAAUCAAGCCUUUGUGACAUUCAUGGGCCUAAAUACACUCUCAGUCGUAGCUUUGCUUGGUGGAGAUGCUUGGGGUCGCCGACAAGGAAGUAUGCGAGGACCCGUUCAACGCUGCUCGCAGCUUUAAUUAUUAUUAUUAUUUGUCUCUCAGAACAACUGCAUUUUUGAGGGCCUAAACAUGCUCAAAAAGUCAUGAAAAUUUGCACACACAUCAGAAUUGGCGAAAAAUUUCAUAUUUUGUAGGGCAUGUGGAGGUGUGUGCAAAAAUGGCUCCAUAGCGCCCCCUACAAAAUUUUAAAAAGUGGUAUUAGGCCAACUCAGAGGGAGUUUGGUCGAGAGCAACAAAAUUUGGGAGGCACAUGCAGCACAUCAGGAAACACAAAAAAGUCAAUCACAGCCAUGCUCUACACCCAACAGGAAGUGCGCCAUCAUGCGUUAACUGUACAAAAUCUAUGAUGAACUCCUCCUAGGGGAAAAGUCUGAGCGAUCUGAAAUUUUGCCAGUACAUACAGCAGACCUUCCUGAGAAAAAGUUAUCAAAAUCUUCCUCCAUAGUUAAAGGGUGUGGUCGUGGCGGCCUGUCGAAAUUUGAUCCUUCGCCAUGAAACAGGAAAUGCUGUCUAACUCUCCUGAACAUGCUCCGAUCUGAAUGAAACUUUACAUGUAUGAUCACAGACCUGCCUCGAUGACAUCCAUACAGCAAGAUUCAUUCACAGUCACAGCGCCACCUUGUGGUAUCAAGAAUUUGACAUUUUUUACACUUCCAUGUACUAUUCUUAGCCUGUUGCUCAGAUUCACCUCAGAUGUUGUGACAUAAGCCUGAACACAUUGAUGAUGAAGCACAGAAAAAAUGGUGACGUGUGAUGAAAAGGCGUGUCUGUGGCGGGAUGGCAAAGUUUGAUGUUUCGCCAUGAAAAUUGAAGUGUUCAUAUCUCAGCUGCAAAGGAUCCUAUCUGCCCCAAACUUCAUGUGCUGGACACCAGAACCAGUUUGAGGACAUCCACACUGAAAAAUUUAGAAAAAGUCAUAGCGCCACCUCUUGGUAACAAGCAGUUUAGAAAUUACAUUUGCACACAUCAUUGCUCCAAACUUUUUCAUACAAGAGCUGUAAUUAUCUCAAAUAACUCUUUAUCUAAUAACUGUGGCAGGCCCAAUCAUAUGUACCCCAUCCAUGGUGUAAAGCACCUGAUUGUGAUAUACUGGUUGUGAUCUAUUCUUUCUGAUUUCUACCCAGGUUUAUACCAUGUUGCGUCUGCGAGUCAUCCUGCCUGACAGUGCUGAGAGACUUGACCUUCCUGAAAGGCCAUCAUCAGUGGAGAAACUCAGAGAGAUACUCACAGACAAAUUCAAGUUGGCACCAGGUUUUUCCCUUACAUUCGAUGACCCUGCAUUUGACAAUGAGCCGUGCAAUCUCAGUGACAUACAGUACCUUCCAGAAGGUAAAGCUGUUCUUCGAGUGGAUUGGGAAAUUGUGUUGACCCCAGUGCUUAGUGACUCGUCUUUAGCUGAGGAUACUGACAUCAAUGUGGAGAGUGAGACGCUUGCAUCACCAUCAACAGCCUCCUCCUCUGGGGGAACACAUUCCAUUCAUGAUCCAGACUUCAGUGUGGAGAGUGACAUGGCAUCAACACCAUCCUCAGCGGUGUCCUCUCAGGGAAGACGGUCCAGUCGGUUUCCAGCCAUCUUUACAGUACCUACUUUCUCCUAUACACUUGAACUAAAACUAAAGAAUGGAGGAGCAGCAUACUCAGAAAGUAACGCCCUAAUGUCCUACACUCGUGAAAUGAAGUCUGAAAUCUUGGCAAAGCUAGCAGAAGUCAUUUAUGCCUAUGAAUCAUACCCAGUUUUAGAAGACCUGGAGAAGGUAGCAAAGGCCUUAGUUGAGAAGCAUCCAUGCAUCGGAAAUGCAGGUCCUGACAAAGCAUGGAAAGUCUGGACAAUCAGCCUGAAGAAUAAAAUGAAUAACUAUCGAGCAACACUAUCCAGGGCAGGCUGCACCGAAGUGAGGGUCAACAAAUGGCGCAGAGGCGCAGAAGAUGUAGUAAAACUAAAGAGACCACGCAGGACAGAGUUAAACUUUCUACCAAAUCACCCAGACGGAGUUGGGGUUGGGGCACUAGAGAGCGAAAGGGCCUGUCUUGAAGAUGAGUUAAAGAAGAGAAACAUAAACAAGGCUGAGGUAAAUGCCAAAAUGGACCGCACCUUCUCCCUCAGACGAAAGGAGGUCGUUGCUGAAGAUGUGCAUGUCUCCACAAUCAGGCAGAGAUGGCCAGCCCUAUUCUUGUUGGAUCAGGUAAAUGCGGAAUUCAAGAGAGUAACAGGAAAAGAAUUGAUGGAAACGUUCUUCACCUCCUUGGACGAGCACACCAGGGCCCUCAUCCGUGUGUACCACACCGUAGCUCACCACCCCACUCAAGUGACACUAAGGAGUCAGUUGGAGUACCUAGACGAGCAGACCACAGAGAUCAUUAAACAUCGGAGGGUGGUGGCUGUCAAAGGGCUGCAGUAUUACCUGGGGGAGAAGACCGAGCUUUUCAAGACCUGCCAGCCAGACAGUGUGUACGAAGCCUCAAGCCCCAUGCCAAUGGGUAUCCUGGAGAUUGUGGGGCCUCCAGGAGGCCCGGAAGCUGCACCGAGAGCUGCAGUAGUCCUGGAUGGGGAAAUUCUCUGCGACAACCUACCAGAUCCCCCAACUGCCCUUGCAGUUCUAUUCGGGUUCAUCUAUGCUCUCAACAUCGCUUAUCUCCCAGAGUGGUCAAACUUCUUUGAGGUAAUCCAGAAGUUAAUAAUGUCAAUGGAUGCUGAGAAAAGUGGAAAAUACGACAAACUGAACAAACUCAGAACCAAACUCUCUCAGCUGUAGAGUGUUCUUGCAAUGUACAGUACUUGCAUCAAGGGAUGCAAGUACGUUUUUCUCGGGUUUACACAAAGUAGGUUAACAGAAUGCACUUACUCCUUUGGCCUAUCCGUGCUUCACACAGUCAUAUUUGCACCAACUGUAGCAACAUGACUACUGUACUUGGCAACUAAGCCGUUGUUGUUGAUCUGCCUUGCUCAUUGACACACCACCAGUGGUACAUUGAACAUUAAGCCUCAAUUUAGUCUAUUGUCUAUGAAGGUUUGCAACAGUGCACGUCCUUCGCAGUGUACAAAAACACUAAUUGAUAUUUCCAUAUUUUCUGCAAACCCUCCUGCAAAUAGGUAGCUCUAUGGAAAUUUACCACUUUUCUCUCUGUGUUCUUAGGAGGUCAUAUUUGAUAGUCAGUCCAACAGCUGUUUGUUCUUACGAUGUGAAGCAUGAAAGUUUCCCCUUGCUGUUCUAAGCACAC
Acanthochromis polyacanthus (spiny chromis) is the source of this 5394-nucleotide messenger RNA. RefSeq lists its product as uncharacterized. Lineage: Eukaryota; Metazoa; Chordata; Actinopteri; Pomacentridae. The transcript has 4 exons. The record is from RefSeq and is a predicted model, not a curated record. The coding region runs from base 3309 to 4928 and encodes 539 amino acids.